Arachis stenosperma is the source of this 1509-nucleotide messenger RNA. Its product is annotated as transcription initiation factor TFIID subunit 11-like. The record is from RefSeq and is a predicted model, not a curated record. Lineage: Eukaryota; Viridiplantae; Streptophyta; Magnoliopsida; Fabales; Fabaceae. Gene Ontology annotation, cellular component: transcription factor TFIID complex; nucleus. Gene Ontology annotation, molecular function: protein heterodimerization activity; transcription coactivator activity. Bases 566 to 1291 code for a protein of 241 amino acids. Gene Ontology annotation, biological process: transcription initiation at RNA polymerase II promoter; RNA polymerase II preinitiation complex assembly. The transcript has 6 exons.
AAAAAAAGGGUCAAACGGGGUUCUGGAACCCUUUUCUCCGCUGAUCCACUCUCCAGUUCUUCUCCCAUCUCCUUCUUUCUCUCCAAACCAAAACGGAAACCCUAGCCUCACCGCCGACCGCCGCAAGCCGCAAGGAGUGAGUCACCGCCGCCAUCCGUCGCAGUCAGGGGAAGCACAGAAGCCUCUCCUCCCAAACCCUAGAUCCCCUUCACCAGUUCUCCCAGCCCUAGCCUCACUGCCAUAUCACCUCCGCCGUCUCAACUACUCGAAGCUGCCGUCCCUACUGCUUCUCGUCUCGCGUGGUUCCUCCGUCGCGCAGCCGCUGUUCCGCUGCGCCGGCUCUGCUCCUCUGCUCCAGUUCCGCCGCGCACCACUCUCCUGGGCUCCAGUUCCGCGGUGGUCCAGGCCACCUCUUCUCUAGUUCUGCCGCGUCCAGCCUUCCGUCGUGCUCCCUCACCUCUGUGCCCUAGAAGAGAAGUUGAAUUACGGUUGAAGCGAUGGGACCAGUGAAUUAGUAGCUAGAGUGGUUCGAUGACUGGUCCGGUUUCCAAACCUUGCUGAGGUGAUGCUUAUGCACACAGAAAGAAUGAAGCAAUCAAAGGAUCCGUUUGAAGCAGCGUUUGAGGAGCAAGAGGAUUCUCCGCCUGAAUCCCCAGCUGACACCGCUGUGGACGCACAGCAAAACCCUAAUUCUUCAAUUGUAGCUCAUAAUUCUCAAUCCCAACCUCAAGACCAGCUCCAGCUCCCUCAUGACGACAAUGCCAAAAAGGGUGCUUCCCAAUUCACCCCUCUCAGUGGCAGUGGCCGUACUAAUGCUAGUUCCAGUGGUCCCUUCACUGCCACCACUGGAGCUGGUGGUUCUGGCACUGGGAUGAAGAGCAAAGAAGAGGAGGAGGAAGAGGAGGAGGAGAACAUGGAUGUUGAGCUCGGAAAGUUCCCUUCGAGUGGCGAUCCUGAUAAGAUGGCCAAGAUGCAGGCUAUAUUGUCACAAUUCACUGAGGAACAGAUGAGCAGAUACGAGUCAUUCCGCAGGGCUGGAUUUCAGAAAUCUAACAUGAAAAGAUUAUUAGCAAGCAUCACUGGGACACAGAAAAUUUCCGUGCCGAUGACGAUUGUAGUAUCCGGGAUUGCAAAAAUGUUUGUUGGUGAAGUUGUUGAAACAGCUAGAAUAGUCAUGCAAGAGAGGAAGGAAUCUGGACCAAUUCGUCCAUGUCACUUGAGAGAAGCAUAUAGACGAUUAAAGCUUGAAGGAAAAGUAUUUAAAAGACCAAUGUCGAGGCUCUUCCGGUAAAUGUAUGAAUUGUGAAUGUAGUGGAUGAUGUCACUGGUUUGCAGCAGUGUCUUGUAGGAAGAUUUGGUACUCACUACUUACUACCUUCGAGGCCCCAUAUUCUUGCAUCCUGUUAUCUGUUACUGUUUGUAGGUAAAUUUGGAAUACUUUCCCAUUCCUUUCUCAAAUAUUAAAUUUGUGAACACAAUAAUUAUAGGCCUCAACAUCUGUUCUAUUUC